Molecule: messenger RNA, 1065 nt
Organism: Gossypium raimondii (Peruvian cotton)
Lineage: Eukaryota; Viridiplantae; Streptophyta; Magnoliopsida; Malvales; Malvaceae
Exons: 3
Coding region: 1-1065 (354 amino acids)
Molecular function (GO): RNA-DNA hybrid ribonuclease activity; nucleic acid binding
Source: RefSeq, a predicted model, not a curated record
AUGGAAUCAACUGCUUUAAAUGGGAGGACGGCUAGAUGGCAAAACCUGCUCUCUGAAUUUGACAUAGUAUACGUAAGUCAGAAGGCCAUAAAGGGGAGUGCAAUAGCUGAUUUCCUGGCUAGCAGAGCCUUGGAGGAUUAUGAGCCUUUGAACUUCGACUUUUCAAAUGAGGAUUUGAUGUAUGUGGCAAGCACUGAAGAAAAUCCUCAAAGAGAUCACGAGUGGAGGUUAAAUUUCGACGGAGCUUCAAAUGCUAUAGGUAAUGGAAUUGGGGCAGUCUUGGUAUCCCCGAGUGGAGAUCAUUACCCUGUAGCUAGCAAGUUGGACUUUGAUUGCACAAACAAUAUGGCAGAAUAUGAAGCGUGUAUUAUGGGCAUUCAUGCAGCCAUCGAGCGGAACAUCAAAGUGCUAAGAGUAUAUGGGGAUUCCGCGUUGGUGAUAUACCGACUUAAAGGGGAAUGGGAAACUAAAGACCCUAAGUUAAUCAGUUAUAGAAGGCUAGUCCUCGAGUUGGUUGAUGAGUUUGACGAUAUCACUUUCAGUUAUCUCCCACGAGAGGAAAACCAAAUGGUUGGUGCAUUGGCUACUCUAGCUUCGAUGAUUCAGGUGAACAGACUUGAAGUAAUGAGGCCUAUUCAGAUGAGUAUCUAUGAAACCCCGGCUUAUUGCUACAAUAUUGAGGAGGAGGGAAAAGAUGAUCACCCUUGGUAUCAGAGUAUCCUACAGUAUGUGAAGAAUCAGGAGUACCCUAGUCAAGCAACGGAGAACGACAAGAUAACUCUAAGAAGAUUAGCCAUUGAAUAUGUCUUAGAUGGGGAAUUGGACGAAGCCGAAUGGGUCCAAUCUCGAUAUGAUCAGUUGAACCUAAUAGAAGAAAGGAGGUUAAGAGCUAUUCAUCAUGGGAAAAUGUACCAGAAACGAAUGAUGCGAGCCUAUGAUAAAAAGGAGGGUCCUUAUGUCGUAAAGAGGGUCUUUUCUGGUGGAGCUUUGAUCCUAAGUGAGAUGGAUGGUAAAAGUUUGCCAAACCCCGUAAACGCAGACUCCGUUAAAAGAUACUUCAUUUGA